This is a messenger RNA of Syzygium oleosum, 480 nucleotides long. RefSeq names its product wall-associated receptor kinase-like 8. Bases 1 to 480 code for a protein of 159 amino acids. The record is from RefSeq and is a predicted model, not a curated record. Gene Ontology annotation, biological process: protein phosphorylation; cell surface receptor signaling pathway. The transcript has 2 exons. Gene Ontology annotation, molecular function: ATP binding; protein serine/threonine kinase activity. Gene Ontology annotation, cellular component: plasma membrane. Lineage: Eukaryota; Viridiplantae; Streptophyta; Magnoliopsida; Myrtales; Myrtaceae.
AUGGAAUUCAAGACUCUUGAGGGUGAAGCCAUAGCGCCAGGGAUGCAGAAUGCAGGAGCGAAAAGUAUGCAAGCUAAAAGGAUAAAUCUAUGGCUUAAAGCGGGUUCUCAUGAAGACAAUCACAUCACAAAAGGCAAGUUAUUCGCCUCAACAAAGUUCGACACGGCUACGGAUCAUUUUAACGAGAUUCGAAUAAUGGGUGAGGAUGGCCAAGGAACAUUUUACAAGGGAAUAUUGACAGACGGAAUGAUCAUUGCAAUUAAGAAAUCCAAAGUUAUUGAUGCGGAACAAGUCGAACAGUUUGUCAAUGAGAUCCUUAUUCUCUUCGAAAUCAAUCACAGAAAUAUGGUCAAGCUAUUGGGAUUCUGUUUGGAGAGUGAAGUUCCUCUUUUGGAAUAUGAAUUUGUCUCCAAUGGAACUCUCCACCAAUAUCUUCAUAAUGCAUGCAGAGGAUUUCCCAUGUCAUGGAGACACAGUUAA